Messenger RNA from Exserohilum turcica Et28A, 1370 nucleotides. RefSeq lists its product as uncharacterized. Gene Ontology annotation, biological process: protein neddylation. Gene Ontology annotation, cellular component: nucleus; cytoplasm. Lineage: Eukaryota; Fungi; Ascomycota; Dothideomycetes; Pleosporales; Pleosporaceae. Bases 93 to 1298 code for a protein of 401 amino acids. Gene Ontology annotation, molecular function: NEDD8 activating enzyme activity. The record is from RefSeq and is a predicted model, not a curated record. The transcript is spliced from 5 exons.
GCGCUGCGUCCACGGCCAGCCCACGGGCCCGAUGGAAGUACCUCGAUAGGUUCCUGACUCGCAAGGGGCCUUUUACAGAUGAGGAUAGUUUCAUGGCCGGCGAGCAAGUCAUUGAGUAUCUGAGUAAUUUGAAAGUUCUCGUCAUUGGAGCUGGCGGUCUAGGCUGCGAGAUUCUCAAGAACCUUGCCCUCUCCGGGUUCAAGGACAUUCACGUAAUCGACAUGGACACGAUUGACGUCAGCAACCUGAACCGCCAAUUCCUGUUCCGAGCCUCAGACGUGGGAAAGUACAAAGCCGAAACCGCCGCGGCAUUUGUAGAAAAGCGUGUCAAGGGCGUCAAAAUCACGCCUUACUGCGGCAAGAUCCAGGACAAGGAUGAAGCGUACUACAUGCAAUUUGGCCUCAUUGUUUGCGGCCUCGACUCCAUCGAAGCAAGACGCUGGAUCAACGCGACGCUUGUAGGGAUGGUAGAUGAGAAUGAUCCGGAUUCGAUGAAGCCAUUGAUCGAUGGCGGUACAGAAGGCUUCAAAGGACAGGCGCGUGUCAUCUUCCCCACCAUGACCUCGUGCAUCGAAUGCCAAUUAGACAUGCACGCGCCCCGUGCGGCAGUGCCUCUCUGCACACUCGCCACGAUCCCACGACAACCCCAGCAUUGCAUUGAGUGGGCACACAUCAUCGCGUGGGAGGAAGAGCGCAAGGACAUGACCCUCGACACGGACGACCCAGAGCACAUUACCUGGCUCUUCAACAAAGCCACCGCCCGGGCCAAGGAGUUCAAUAUUGAAGGCGUAACAUACAGCAUGACGCAAGGCGUGGUCAAGAACAUCAUCCCGGCCAUUGCCAGCACCAACGCCAUUGUCGCCGCAAGCUGCUGCAAUGAGGCGUUCAAAAUCGCCACAAACAGCAAUCCCUUCCUGGGAUACCCCGGCAUGGACAACUACAUGAUGUAUACGGGCGACGACUCUGUAUAUACGUAUACGUUUGAGCACCAGAAAAAAGACGACUGUCCGGUCUGCGGCGCGGGCAACAUUGCGCGCCCGCUUCAGAUUCUGCCGGGCAUUACACUGCAGGAGUUUAUCGAGGGGCUGGCCGAGCGCCCAGAAGCACAGCUCAAGAAGCCCUCGAUUCGUACUGGGGAAAAGUCGCUCUACAUGCAGCUUGCGGGGCUGGAGGAGCAGACGCGACCCAACCUGGAGAAGAAGAUGGCGGAUUUGGUCGAGGAGGGCGAGGAGCUGCUCAUUACCGACAAGAGUUUUCCGACGCAGUUCAAGUACAAGGUGGUGUGGGCGUCGAAAUAGGCUUUGAUAUGAGCUCAGGCGCGAAGUGAGAUGCAGUGCUGGAACGACUGCGCUACAUAUAUAGCCCAUGAA